AUGACGCAAAGAACACCAUCGACGGGGGCGUUCUCGCUCGCGCUUUUCCGGUGGCACCUUUGCGCGUGCGCUGUUUUUCUCUGCCUCUUUUUCGUCUCCGCGCCGUACGGACGAUUUUAUACCCCAAAAGCGAAGUCGUCGCUCUGGUGGGGUCCCGCAGUCGACGGACGAAUCGGAUGGACGGUGCAAGAGCUCGCGAGUCCAAUCGCGUUGCUUUCGUUUUACCACUGUCGGGACGAAGCGUGGUUAUUCAGCUUUCCGAAUACUACAAAUACAACGAACAAUGGAGGCACGGUGCUCGUUUUGAGUUGGUUUUUUGUGCAUUACAUGCACCGAGCAGUCGUGUGGCCGUGGAGAAGGACGAUGGGGAAAACCAAUUUCCCGGUUGUUGGUGAGUCUUGA
Molecule: messenger RNA, 402 nt
Organism: Bathycoccus prasinos
Lineage: Eukaryota; Viridiplantae; Chlorophyta; Mamiellophyceae; Mamiellales; Bathycoccaceae
Exons: 1
Coding region: 1-402 (133 amino acids)
Source: RefSeq, a predicted model, not a curated record